CCUGGAUGACGUCAGCCAGACGUUUCCAUCAUGGCGGCGGAGGGAUGUGAGGAGAUGAGCGGCAACGGGGAGCUCGAAGAUUCUCCAGCCAUGGAUGCCUCUGAGGUUCCACCACCACCUCCGACUGAGAUGUCAGAGAUGUCGGAGGAGAACGGCAGCGCUGCUGUGGCCCCUGAGGUUCCUGUAGGCCCCGACCCUGCUUCCUUCUCCGUUCCUCCAGCUGCAGAGGACGAGGAGGGGGAACUACCUGCAGACUUUGAGCGUCUGUGGAAAGCUGCUCAUGACAAUCCUCAAGACUUCACCAGCUGGACCGAUCUGCUGCAAUACUGCGAACAAGAGAGUCACGUCACAGCUUCUCGCAGAUCGCUAGAGGCCUUCCUCAUUCGCUAUCCGCUUUGCUAUGGCUACUGGAAGAAAUUUGCAGAUCUGGAGCGCCGGGCAGGAUUCAACGACAAAGCAGAGGAGGUGUGUAUUCAGGGUCUUCAGUCAAUCCCUCUGAGUGUAGAUCUGUGGAUUCACUACAUCAAUCUGCUGUUGGGAACGCUGGACAUGAACCUGCCCGAGUCGCCAAAGCGGAUUCGCAGUGUGUUUGAGGAUGCAAUUGCGGCAGCAGGUCUGGACUUUCACUCUGAUCGGCUUUGGGAUCUGUAUGUUGAGUGGGAGAAGGAGCAGGGCAACAUGAAGAACGCAGCAGCCGUCCUGGACAGAGUCCUCAAAGUCCCCACUCAGCUUUACAACACCCACUACGACAAGUUUAAGGAACACCUAAACGGCCACGAGCCUAAAGAGGUGCUUUCUUCAGAGGAGUACGAGGAGCUGAGGACGAUGUGCCGUCAGAAUCAGAAGGCCGAACGAGCCGAACAGGCCCAGGAGGAGGAGGAGGAGAGGCCGCCAGGGGAGGAAGAACCUGCCACACCCGAGGGUACAGACAGUGAGGAAUUGAUGCAGAAGAUUAGGGAACAAGUGCUGGUUCGCAGGGACAAAGUUUACCAGGACAACGAGGGAGAAGUUCGCAAGAGAUGGCACUUUGAAGACGCUAUCAAGCGGCCAUACUUCCAUGUGAAGCCACUUGACCGCCUCCAGCUCCGGUCCUGGCACUCCUACCUGGACUGGGAGAUCGCUCAGCUGAACGCAGACACCAAAGACCCCAGCCAAGAUCCAAACCAAGCAGCCACAGAGGGGUCAGAGGUCACGACCCAGCCUCAGGAGGCAUCAGAAGAUCCUGCGGUUGCCCAGGACGACCACCGAGUUCGCAUUCUCUUUGAGCGCUGCCUAAUUGCCUGUGCGCUGUAUGAGGAGUUCUGGAUCAGGUACAUUCAGUAUCUGGAGCCGCAGAGUGUGGACGAGGCUCGGGCUGUUUAUAAACGAGCCUGUGAGGUCCACCUGGCUUACAAACCCAACAUCCACAUGCAAUGGGCCACCUUCGAAGAGAGGCACGGUGACUUAACUGAGGCUCGGCGAGUGUUGGAAGCCCUGGAGAAAACUCUGCCAGGCUUGGCGGUUGUCCGUCUCCGCAGAGCCGCUUUAGAGAGACGAGCGGGCCAGCUGGACCAAUCAGAGGCCUUGCUGAGGGAGGCGGUGGCAGAAUCCAAAGAGAAGCCCACGUUACACGCUUUCUACUCCAUCAAGUUGGCUCGUUUGCUGCUGAAACUGGGCAGAAACCCCAGCAGAGCCCGCAGGGUUUUACAGGACGCGCUGGAAAUUAGUCCGGAUAACGAUAAACUGCACAUGAACCUGUUGGAGCUGGAGGUGUCGGGGGAACCCUGGACGUCAGCGGAGGCGGUGCAGGAGUGUGUGACGCGAGCCCUGGCAGCUCCACUCGCCCCACACACCAAGAUCAUGUUCUCACAAAGAGGCCUGCAGUUUGUAGAAGACUACAGCAACUCUAUCCAGAGUGUGCUGUCGGUAUAUGAGGAGCACCAGAAGCUGCUGAACGAGCUGGGAGGAACCAAGAGAGGAGCAGAGAACGGGGACGAACCAGACGAUCCAGAAAAACUGAGCAAAAGUGAAGACGGUUCUGCUGUCGCUGUGUCUGCACCUCCCACUAUGCCACACGUCCCCAUCACCACGCCUCCUCCAAACAUGAUGGGCACCGACAUGAGCGCACAGGCCGGCUACGGAGCAUACAGCAACUGGUACCAGCAACCACAGUACGGCAGCUACGGCUACCAGAACACCUGGAACUACAACCAGGGCUACUAUCCACCCAGCUAAAGAGAGCAGCUGUGGCACCAGGAGACCACAGGAAUCCAUGUGACCCAGCUGAACAACAAACUGAACCACCCACUCCUGCGGGUCCACCUGCUCAAACAUAUCCCAGCAUCCCUCUCUCCCCUCCGUCCGUCCUCGAGGUCUCUCAGUGUCAUGGAUUUGUGAAAACGAGGAGCGGAGCUCAUUGAACACGUCGCGUCAUUUCAUUGUUGAUUCAGCAGGCGGAGAGACGACGAAAACAGUGACGCCCAUUUUCAGUACAGUGUCUCUGCAUUUUAAUCAGAACUAUUUUUAUAUUUGUUGGCAAGCCGAACCCCUUUGCUCGUGUUUUAAAGUCAUCCAGUGUAUCCAACUUGACAGAUGAUGUAUGAAUGACAUUUUGUACCAUUCCACAGAGUAGGCUAUGUUGUUUUUUCUAAUGUACAUAAAGGUGUUUUAUAGUGUGUCACAACUGAGCUGUUUUGUCUCGUGUGUUUGUUUGCUUGUGUUUCCAUGAAGGUAAAAAAAAAAAAUCGACUGUUAAACUCACUCAUUGUGAAAAUCUGUUUGGAGGAGGAGGAUUGUGUCCUGCUCUCGUCUGGGACUUCCUGUACUUGUCAGGUCGGGAGGAAUACAACACAAGAGAAAAUAAAGUGUUAGCUUGACAGGCACAAACAA
Amphiprion ocellaris (clown anemonefish) is the source of this 2868-nucleotide messenger RNA. Its product is annotated as pre-mRNA-processing factor 39. Gene Ontology annotation, molecular function: protein binding. Gene Ontology annotation, cellular component: U1 snRNP; commitment complex; U2-type prespliceosome. Lineage: Eukaryota; Metazoa; Chordata; Actinopteri; Pomacentridae. The record is from RefSeq and is a predicted model, not a curated record. The transcript is spliced from 15 exons. The coding region runs from base 31 to 2214 and encodes 727 amino acids. Gene Ontology annotation, biological process: mRNA 5'-splice site recognition; RNA processing.